UUUCUUACCAUCCGACGGUCUGUAUCAGACCGCUGCAUCAGCUACCAGCAUCGCAGUCGCAGAAAAAAUAGCACGAAUGGAAACACAAAACUGAUUUGCAGAAACAAGAGAAGAGGGCAAAACCACCAGCUCGAAGCUUCUCCAACCUCGAGAAGCCGAACCCGUAGCUACAGCCAAGAGCUCACAGUGCGCCGCAUUCUGUACUCAGCUUCUGACGUAAAUCAAGUAUGGGUGACAGUGAGACAGCAGUUGCCUCUGAGUCCUCUACAGUUACUGAAUAUGCCUCUGCUGGUUAUAGCAAUGCGAUUCCGAACCUUAGUGCUUUCGCUUCUGAAACUGGUGAAGGAGGCUAUGGAGCUCCUGCAGCUGCAGCAGAAACGGGUUACAGUAUGCCAACUGGUGUGGUGAAGGGAAACCUCUAGCAUCAGUUGAGAAUGGCAGUUCUGCAGAUGAUAUGGGUGCUGAAGCUACUAAGCAACAGUCACUGGAUGGUUCUGUUCCUGCAACAUCACCGGAAGAGGAUCGGUUGUGGAACAUUGUCAAGGCUAAUUCCUUGGAUUUUGAUGCAUGGACUGCAUUGAUAGAUGAAACAGAGAAGGUUGCAUGGGACAAGAUACUAAAAAUAAGAAGAGUGUAUGAUGCUUUUUUGGCUGAAUUUCCAUUGUGUUAUGGUUAUUGGAAAAAGUAUGCUGAUCAUGAGGCACGGCUUGGUGACAUGGACAAAGUAUUGGAGGUGUACGAGAGGGCUGUUGUUGGGGUGACAUAUUCAGUGGAUAUUUGGUUGCAUUAUUGCACAUUCGCCAUAAGUACAUAUGGUGAUCCAGAGACUAUUAGAAGUCUGCCUGCAACAGUGAUCCUCAUGUAAUGGCGAGUGGUAUGAUGGGAAUGAGAAAAAAAAUGCAUUUUUGAUGUGCAAACCUUGAUUAUGGGUUUGUGCUAUUGGUUUCUGUUUGAAAGUUUCUUAGACACUAUGAAGUGCAUCAAUAUGCAAAAUGCUGAUGGGAAGAUCUCGUCCAGUUAAAAGGACUAAGAUGGCCUGAUUCAGUGCUACGUUUCAGACAUAGUUUGGGUUUUAUCGGGAAGGCUUUUUGAACGAGGGUUAACAUAUGUUGGAACAGAUUAUUUGUCUUCUCCUCUCUGGGACAAAUAUAUUGAAUAUGAGGAAAUGCAUUCGGAGUGGGCCCGGGUUGCUUCAAUAUACACCAGAAUAUUGGAGAUCCCGAAUAGAAGUCUGGACAAUUAUUUUAACAGAUUUAAGGAAUUGGUUGGAAGUCGACCUCUUUCGGAAUUAAGAUCUGCAGAGGAAACUCCGGUUCCUCCGUCUGGUCUUUCGGAGAAUGGUGGCCAAGCAAGUGAAGGAGAUGUUCAUACUGUUGAGCCAGAAGACUCUGUUAAACCUGUAACUGCUGGAUUAACAGAAGCUGAGUCGGAGAAGUACAUCGCGCUUAGAGAAGAGAUGUAUAAGAAAGCUAAGGAGUUCGAUUCUAAGAUCUCUGACUUUGAAAAUGCUAUCAGGAGGCCCUACUUUCACGUGCGGCCUCUCAAUGCUGCAGAGCUUGAAAAUUGGCAUAAUUAUUUGGAUUUCAUGGAAGGACAAGAUGAUCUGAACAAGGUUGUCAAAUUAUAUGAAAGAUGCCUAAUUGCCUGUGCAAAUUAUCCCGAGUAUUGGACCCGCUAUGUCUUGUGCAUGGAAGCCUGUGGAAGUAUGGAUAUUGCCGAUAACGCUCUUGUUCGUGCUACUCAAGUAUUUGUAAAGAGACAACCCGAUAUUCAUCUAUUUGCUGCCCGAUUUAAAGAGCAGAAUGCCGAUAUACCUGGCGCUCGGGCAGCAUACGAACGAGUGCACACUGAGAUUGCGCCUGGCCUUUUAGAAGCUAUCAUUAAGCAUGCAAACAUGGAACAUCGGCUGGGAAACCUUGAAACUUCAUUCUCUUUAUAUGAACAGGCCAUCAGCAUUGAAAAAGGGAAAGAGCAGUCCCAGGUGCUGCCAAUGUUGUAUGCACAGUACUCACGAUUUGUGUAUUUGGCUUCUGGAAAUGCGGAGAAAGCAAGGGAAAUUCUAGCUACAGCCCUGGAUCAUGUCCAAUUUUCCAAACCCCUGCUUGAGGCGCUUAUACAUCUGGAGUCAAUUAUGUCCCUUCCAAAACGAAUUGACUACUUAGAUUCAUUGGUGGAUAAGUUAAUUGCACCGAGUUCUGAUAGUACUGCAAGUGCUGCGGAGAGGGAAGAGCUAUCAUGCAUCUUCCUAGAGUUCUUAAGUGUAUUUGGGGAUGUACAAUCAAUCAAGAAAGCUGAAGACCGUCAUGCUAAGCUCUUCUUGCCCCAUAGGAGCAAAUCGGUGUUAAAAAAACGUCUGGCCGAGGAUUACUUAUCCUCGGAUAAGAGCAAAGUGGCAAAAUCUUACACCGAUUCUGCUUCACCUGCGCAAUCUGUGAUGGGUGGAUACCCAAAUGCACAGCAGACCCAGUGGCCAGCUGGUUAUGGUGUACAACCUCAAGGUUGGCCUCCAGCUAACCAAGCACAGCCACAGGUUCAACAGUGGGGUCCAGGCUACACUCAACAACCUGCCUAUGGUGCAUAUGGAGGGGCGACGUAUGGAGGCAGCUACUCGGCUCCACAGGUGCCCGCAGCUGUUGCACCCACUGCUGCAUACGGUGCUUAUCCUCCUACCUAUCCUCCCCAGCAGCCGCCGCAAGCAGCAGCAGCCACUGCCUUUCCCCAGCAGAGCUAUGCUCAACCGGCCGCGGCCGCAGCAGCACCACCGGUUCAGCAGCCAGCUGCAGUUCCACAGCCCUAUUAUGGGACUUACUACUGAAAGGCUGUUGUCAUUGAAUUUGAUGUAACAGUGCAUUCGGCUGGGGUGGAAGGGAGUUUUCGAACUGGGGACUGGGGGGAGUGUGUAGCACAGAUACAGAAAUAGAUGAGACCUAGGAGAGGCGAGAGAUGACCAAAUCUCAUAUAUCUAGUUGCAGAGUAAGAGUUCGUAGUUGGACGUUGGUACAAUGUCACGUGUAUUGAAUUUCUCUCUUCUGAAAAAAGCUCGGCCUCGUUUUGUUAAUGUCACUACCUCCUAAACUUUACUGUGCUUUGUUCCUUGCCUUUGGUUCCGGGUUUAUCUAAAAAAUAGUGAUCAAAUUUCCCCACAAGUAGGCAGUCAGU
Messenger RNA from Linum tenue, 3159 nucleotides. The record is from the annotation of a GenBank genome assembly. NCBI's taxonomy places the organism in Eukaryota, Viridiplantae, Streptophyta, Magnoliopsida, Malpighiales, Linaceae.